GGAAAAAUUCAUUGAACAUUGCUUCUGUAUGCCUAUAUAUGCAUGUGUUUUCUUAGAAUUGCUUUGUGGGUUCAGAGGGAUGACACCUGGGGGGAAAACAGAUGUCUAAGAAUGACCUGAGAGGGUCAUUGGGCCAUAUAGUGGGGGGACAAUGCCUGAGGGGGUCACCUAAGUCCUAAAUGUGUGAGAAACCGCCCAUAGAGAGUGUUCCUUGUUAUGUGUGGAAAUUUACAGCUGCUAAGACUUUGUAACCUUGACGCAGCAGAGGAAUAUAAGGUGGAGGACUGCCCUCUUCCUGGGUCGGUUUCACUCUGCAGGAACUCAGUGUUACUGUAUGACUGUCUGACCUUCUUUGCAAAGAAUAAAAGCUUUUUUUUUAAUUAUACCUCAGAAUGAGUCUGUCUCUUAUGCUGAUGAGAGUUGAUUUAAAUUUUGCCACGACAAUUUGGUGUCAGAACGUGGGAUUCCUUGGAUGUGUCUUCUGGACCUGUGAGCGGAAGGUGACUGGCCAAUUCUGAAUAAUAGAAGUUCAGCCCUAACCCCGAUUAGAUUUGAGGGAGAAAGGGACCGACCGCCGAGGCCCGGAGGAGACACCACUGGAAUCAGAAAAGAACCCGAGUGGCAACAGAACUCUCGGGUAAGAGACAGUUCAUGGUAUUCUAAAUUUUGGGUUUUUAGAAAUAAGGAUUGGAAUUUAAAUUAGAAUUGGGAUGAACCAUAGCGGUGGGUCCUUCUCUGUGGGAAGUACAGCGCGCCGAAGGAAAAGGUAUCCACAGAGAAGGAAACCAGCAGAUAUGGGAAAGUCUCAGAGCAAGCUCAUUGAAUAUGAUACACCGGUGUUUAGGCAAAUGAAAAAAAUAGGAGAGAAAGAAGAGCGAUAGAGAAAGAAUUAGCAGGUAGAAAGGAGGAAAAGAAAGUUGAAGAAUGUGAAAAAAAAAUGUAAAUGCCUCACAUAGACCUACUAACCGCUCUGAUGUUUGUGUUUCUAAACAUGUACCUCCGCCCUAUACACACUUUCCCGUGAUUGAGAUGCAAGCCGUGAAAAUGGACCCUGACCUCGACUGCUCUCCGCCGAGAAGACCAACAGCACCAUGGGCAGAUCCAGAAUGGAGACAAGAGACAGAGGAAGAACCAGAAAUCAGUCCUGAAACCCCCAAUGAAGAAAUUGAAGAGGAAAUAGUGCGCAGAGCACCCCCGGCGAAGAAAAGAAAAUCAAGACAAACAGCGAAAAAAGAAAAUGUGAGUAUAACAGCUCCAUUGAUUGAAGUUUUAGGUCCUGACGGGCCAGUUAUGGUCUUUAGACCGUGGACUAUGAUUGACAUGAAAGAAGCGAUGGCUCACUUGCCGAGCCCGUACGAAGCAGGUGAUAAAUUUUCUACCGAAUUAGUCACCUUCUGCCAAGAAUUCAGCCCUACCGUGCACGAACUGAGGAGGCUGCUGGCAGUGAAACUGGGCGCUACGAGCUGGCAUAAAGUGAGCGGAGAGCUGCAGAAAGAGGACUGUCGGAGAGAACACUGUGAAUGGAAAAGUGGAUGGCUAUCUGCUGUUUUAGCACACGCUUUGCAUGCAGAAGAGAUGCAGACGGCGAAGAAGGAAAGAGUUAAAGCCAAGACCAACAGAGAGUGGCAGCUGACGCUAGUGCAAGCCGUGUCAAAGCCGGAGGGGCUAUUCUGUGCAGCGAAACCAGCUUAUCGAAACGGGGAAGAUGGAAAAGAGGAGGAGGAAGAUAUCCAAAUGAAAUUGAAAGAAACUCUGAAAGAUGGGGUUGUCGGAUCUGCGAGACUGAUGAACAUACGACAUUCAAGUGUACCAGAUGCAGACUGUGCAAAAAGGACGGUCAUUGGGCGAAGGAUUGCCUGGAGGACUAGCGAAAUCAACAAGCAGACUGAAGCGAGGGAGACGGAGAGCAGAGAGGAGGGGUCCAGGGAGAGCAACCAACGGUCACAAGUCAGGGAAGUGAAAAUUUUCUAACCACAAACACAUACACAUACACUGAUGUACUUUCUGCUCUCUGCAAUGAAGAUAAAAAGCUUGCUUUCCUUUGUGUAUGUCUGAUUCUGUUAAUGGACAUCCUGAUAAAUG
Carassius carassius (crucian carp) is the source of this 2082-nucleotide messenger RNA. RefSeq lists its product as uncharacterized. Bases 1030 to 1971 code for a protein of 313 amino acids. The transcript is spliced from 3 exons. Lineage: Eukaryota; Metazoa; Chordata; Actinopteri; Cypriniformes; Cyprinidae. The record is from RefSeq and is a predicted model, not a curated record.